GGGUGUGGGGCUGGGAGGGAGCGGUGCUGGACUCUUCACAUCCCUGCAGCCAUGGGGAGCAGUGCUGUCACCCUGUUCCUCGCCCUUGUCCUGGUGGUGUGUGUUGCCUCUGCAGAGAGAAAGUGCCAGCUCAGCGGGCUGUGGAGAAACGAACAGGAGUCACUGAUGGAGAUUUCGGCGGUGAGGGACAACGGGGACUUCCAGGGGAAAUACCUCACACAGGUCACCCUUGCUGGUGGCUGUGCCCGUGCCUCUCCCCUCAGGGGUAUCCAGCAGCAGCCCGGUGAGGGGGGCUGGCCCACCUUUGCCUUCACUGUGCGCUGGGACGUGUUCUCCAAUGCCACCACUGCUUUUGCGGGUCAGUGCUUCGUGGACACAGGUGGGAAGGAGACGCUGACCACUAUGUGGCUGCUGCGUGAAGCUGUUGGAUCCCUCCAGGAGGACUGGAAAGCCACAAGGGUGGGCAAAAACGUUUUCACACGCAAACGUACCCCAAAAGGAAAGGUCCUGCCGAGUUUGUCCCCAUCCUGUGAGGUCCCAGCUUCAGCUGCUCCAUGACGGAAUUCUCAGGCUGCUGCCUGAACCCCUAAGGCAAGCAAACUGAGCC
This is a messenger RNA of Cuculus canorus (common cuckoo), 607 nucleotides long. RefSeq names its product avidin. The record is from RefSeq and is a predicted model, not a curated record. The coding region runs from base 52 to 558 and encodes 168 amino acids. NCBI's taxonomy places the organism in Eukaryota, Metazoa, Chordata, Aves, Cuculiformes, Cuculidae. The transcript is spliced from 4 exons. Gene Ontology annotation, molecular function: biotin binding.